This is a messenger RNA of Naumovozyma castellii, 1134 nucleotides long. It is a transcript of the gene SED5, whose product is annotated as t-SNARE syntaxin. The record is from RefSeq and is a predicted model, not a curated record. The transcript has a single exon. NCBI's taxonomy places the organism in Eukaryota, Fungi, Ascomycota, Saccharomycetes, Saccharomycetales, Saccharomycetaceae. The coding region runs from base 1 to 1134 and encodes 377 amino acids.
AUGGAGACGAACAUCAAGGAUAGAACAAGUGAGUUUCAACAAAGUAUUCUGUCAUAUAAGAAAAGAAACAAGAAACUACAACAGCAACAGCAACAACCGACCCAAGAAGAUCUCGCAUCCACACCAGUGAAGACAUCAGAAUUCCAAAAGAGAGCAUCUCUGAUAGCCAAUGAAAUUUCUCACACGGCUCAAUUGUUGUCGAAGUUGGCUAUAUUAGCUAAGAGGAAACCUAUGUUUAAUGAUAACCCUGUAGAAAUUGCUGAGUUGUCCUUUUUGAUUAAGAGAAAGAUAUACUCCAUUGAGGGGAGUCUUGUUGAGUUGAGUAAAUUUCAAAGAAGUAGUGGAGGGUUGAAUAAUGCAUACAACAAUAACAACACCAAUAAUGGUGUAGAACAUUCUAAAAAUGUUGUCAACUUGUUGAAUACCAAGAUGAAAAACAUUUCAGGUGAUUUCAAGAGUGUUCUGGAGACAAGGCAACAAUUAGAGAUGAAUAAUAGAGAUAGAUGGGCAAAAAUAUCGACGGAUGAACAUGCACAAAUACAGCAAACAAAUGGUUCUUCCAUACCUAACAACGUUAAUAAUAAAAAUAGUAAUAAUAAUAGUACGAUAGAGAAUGCUGACCAACAACGACCAACUAAAGUCCCACAAACCACUGAUUUAGCAACCGCAGCAGUAGUGGCAAAUAAUAAUAUGACCUCAUAUAAUAAUUCUAAUCCAUUUAUGUCGUCAUUAAUGGAUGAUGAGAAUGAAAAUGAUACAUCCAUCAACAGUGACGAUAGAAAAGUUAAUGCUUUGUCGUUACCCCAAAAUAGUGAUCAACAAUUAAUGUUAAUGGAGGAAGGGUUAUUGGAUAGCAAUGUUUAUUUACAAGAACGUAAUCGUGCAGUGGAAACAAUCGAAUCAACCAUUCAAGAAGUGGGUAAUUUAUUUCAACAAUUGGCAUCAAUGGUACAAGAACAAGGUGAAGUAAUUCAACGAAUUGAUGCGAAUGUGGAAGAUGUCGAUUUGAAUAUUACCGGUGCACAAAGAGAAUUAUUAAAGUAUUUUGAUAGAGUGAAGAGUAAUAGGUGGUUGGCUGCCAAGAUCUUCUUUAUUAUAUUUGCCUUCUUCUUAUUCUGGGUAUUAGUUAAUUGA